Peronospora matthiolae is the source of this 219-nucleotide messenger RNA. The record is from the annotation of a GenBank genome assembly. NCBI's taxonomy places the organism in Eukaryota, Oomycota, Peronosporomycetes, Peronosporales, Peronosporaceae.
AUGCGAGUUCGAUACGAAGAGGAGGUAAGGCGGUCUGACGCUUUCCGGGAGGCGUUGGCCGACCGGGUUAUUCAGACUGCAGUGAUCGCACAUCAGAAAGCAGAGAUUCUCCGUACUGAGUGGGCACGUCACGUCGCACCGGAGAAAGCCGAUCGCGAGAUUUCCGGGAUCCGCAAGCAGAUGAAGAACGCGGGUAAAUCGGUUAGUGGCGGAAUGUGA